This is a messenger RNA of Cavia porcellus (domestic guinea pig), 1353 nucleotides long. RefSeq names its product RAB34, member RAS oncogene family (gene Rab34). The transcript has 11 exons. The record is from RefSeq and is a predicted model, not a curated record. Bases 240 to 1022 code for a protein of 260 amino acids. Gene Ontology annotation, biological process: Golgi to plasma membrane protein transport; phagosome-lysosome fusion. Gene Ontology annotation, molecular function: GTP binding; GTPase activity. Gene Ontology annotation, cellular component: Golgi cisterna; phagocytic vesicle. NCBI's taxonomy places the organism in Eukaryota, Metazoa, Chordata, Mammalia, Rodentia, Caviidae.
CCCUUCUCUCCCCUCUAGGCCCUCCCCGCGGGUUCCUCCUCAGUCGAUGCUGCGCCGCAAUCACCGAAUCUCCAUCACCAAUUUGGCUGAGCCGCGGGCUCCUGCAGGCUCCCCGUGGCCUCGAGUGAUCGUCGGGACCCCUCGGCCGCGCGUGAUUGUGGGGUCUCCACGGGCCCGGGAGGCAGGGGCGGAUCAGGCCUCGGCGCCGUCUUGGGGCGCCCCUCAAGGCCGCGGGCAAGAUGAACCUCCUGGCGCCCGUGCGGAGAGACCGCGUCCUGGCGGAGCUGCCCCAGUGCCUGAGGAAAGAGGCCGCUUUGCACGUGCACAAAGACUUCCACCCCCGCGUCACUUGCGCCUGCCAGGAGCACCGGACAGGCACCGUGGGCAGAUUUAAGAUCUCCAAGGUCAUUGUCGUGGGGGACCUGUCAGUGGGGAAGACUUGCCUCAUUAAUAGGUUCUGCAAAGACACCUUCGAUAAGAAUUACAAGGCCACCAUCGGAGUGGACUUUGAGAUGGAACGAUUUGAGGUGUUGGGAGUCCCCUUCAGUCUCCAGCUUUGGGACACCGCUGGACAGGAGAGGUUUAAGUGCAUUGCAUCAACCUACUACCGAGGAGCUCAAGCGAUCAUCAUUGUCUUUAAUCUAAAUGAUAUGGCGUCCCUGGAACAUACCAAGCAGUGGCUUGCCGAUGCCCUCAAGGAGAAUGACCCUUCUAGUGUGCUCCUCUUCCUCGUGGGUUCCAAGAAGGACCUGAGUACACCUGCUCAGUACGCACUAAUGGAGAAAGAUGCCCUGAAGGUGGCUCAAGAGAUUAAGGCCGAGUACUGGGCCGUCUCAUCUCUCACUGGUGAAAACGUCAGGGAAUUCUUCUUCCGUGUGGCUGCACUGACCUUUGAGGCCAAUGUCCUGGCUGAGCUGGAGAAAUCAGGGGCCCGGCGCAUAGGGGAUGUUGUCCGCAUCAACAGUGAUGACAGCAACCUCUACCUAACGGCCAGCAGGAAGAAGCCCACGUGCUGCCCCUGAGGGCCAAGGAGACUGUCCAGAGACUGCAGUCCCUGGGGCACUGUGCCUCCCUAAUCGCAGAGCUUAGCCUCUGGACAUUUGCACCAAUCUUUUUCAAGACCAAAGAACUACCCUUGGUAGCGGUACCCCCAGAGGGGCAGUUGGGACCACGUUAAUCACUUACUGCCCCAGGCAUCGUGCCAAAGACUGAAUGCCCUCCCAGCCCUUUGGAGAUUCUUGUGCCAGGGGAACAGUGUGUAUCCCUGGUGCUUUCGCUCAGCCUUUGUGUACGAAGCGCCUAAUGUGAUUCCAGCCGAACACUGUGCCUUAUGCAUUAAAGCCUCUGUUAGCA